AUGUCAUCUCAAGCUACCUCUGAACACUCUGGCCAUCCUCCAGUCCGACGCGUCGUAACAGGGCACACACCCGAAGGGAAGUCAAUCGUAGUCGAAGAUGCACAAAUCGAGUCCCACCCGUUUCCCGGCUCGAGUGCACUUUUUACUAAUCUCUAUUGGACGGAAACCUCACCUCCAUCGAACGACGUAGCCUUCAGAGAUCUUGCGAAGGAACAUGCUAAAGAACUAUUUCCAUCCGAAGGAAGUACGUUCCUCGUAGUUGAAGUGCCUCCUGGAAAAGGAUCAAAACUCCACCGCACUGUCUCACUCGAUUACGGUGUCCUAACACACGGUCAAAUCACACUGAUUCUAGAGGACGACAAACGCGUCAUCUUGAAUCCAGGGGACGUAGUCGUCCAGAGGGGAACAUUGCAUGCCUUUGUCAAUGAGGGUACUGAAUGGUCUCGCAUGUACUUUGUUGCUAUGCCUGCUCAGAAAGUCAGGAUUGGAGAUAAAGAGCUAGAUGGAGAGUCCCGUGGAUGAGAAAUUGCUGAAAAUGAAU
Messenger RNA from Fomitiporia mediterranea MF3/22, 541 nucleotides. RefSeq lists its product as uncharacterized. The transcript has 3 exons. The record is from RefSeq and is a predicted model, not a curated record. Bases 1 to 522 code for a protein of 173 amino acids. Lineage: Eukaryota; Fungi; Basidiomycota; Agaricomycetes; Hymenochaetales; Hymenochaetaceae.